UGCUCGUUGCAGUUGUAUGGACACAUCAGAACGAUAGUGCGCUUUCUCUGCAUAGUCGUCGUACGUUUGGUUGAGGAAAAGGUCUUCUUAACGAAUAGUUGAAACUAGCAAUUGACUAGCAUCGGUUGUUCUUCAGGCAAAUGUGAAAUACAGAGUGCAUAAUAAGAUCAUUAGGAAAUGAUGUGACAAAAAUCAAGAUAGUGCCAAAUACUAAACCUCUAACUAGAAAUCAGAUUUCCCAUCCGUUCAACCGGUUUGUGCAACGCAAAUAAAUUGUUUUCAUACAGGAUUACUGAUAAAUUAAAGUUGCAAUUGGUGCAUUAUUACUAUCAAAACUACGUAAUGGAACUAAGAGUGAGAGUCAUGUCACUAGAAGAAACACGUCGAACCCAGCGACCAUAUCGCUAUGGGAUGAUGCUGUUAUGUGUUGGCGCAUUGGUGAAUUGGUUGGGUCUGGCCGAAAAUUAUUCAGAACCAGUACGAUACGCGGGAGUUGCAUGUAUUUUAGGUGCCUGUCUCAUAUGUACUGCAAUGUGUUGUUGGCUUCACACACCCGGUCGAUCGGGAACGAAUGGUGACGAGGGCGAUGAUCCUGUUCACGUCAUUAGUGCUAAUGAUGAACGAAGGCGUGAAAAGCCUCCCGACUACGACACUGUAGCUGCCGCCCCACCAAGCUACGACGAUGCGAUCAAGCUUGAUCCUGCCGCUCUUUUACACUUGUCAAUAGCAUCGAACGCAAAUGUCAGCAGUAAUGCGAACAUUAAUUACAUCCCUACAGUACAUCCCAGCUCAUCCCAUACAAUGAGUAAUAGUAAUUGUACUGAAACCGUUCAAAGCACUGAAGGUAGCCAAAUACUAGACUGUUCUAUUACCGUGUGCGAUGAAAAAAUGUGUUCCGAGAAACCACCUCCCUACGCAGAACCAGUCGUCUGUGGCACAAGUAUUUCAUCUGACGAACGAACAUCUCGCAGUACUAACUGAACUACCGGGAUGCGUUUAGCUUUAUCACGAAUAUAACGAACUUUCUAUAAUGUUUUGCGUUGAAGUUUCCUGUCCUUCUAAAUCAGGAAACAAUAAGCAAAACACAGAAAUCAUGGCUGUGUUCGUAUUUCUUAAAUUGUAAGCUUCCGUUUCCUGCACAGAAAUGUUCUAGUUAUAUAUCAAAUCCCGAAGAGCGAUAGAACGUAGGUGUCUGCAGCACUCAACUAAAAUGCUGUACAGUAUUAGCGAUGCCAUAAUUGAAGCGAACGAUGUUCGUAAGAAGACAGCGUAUUUAUACUUAAAUCAUGCUCAACACUCCCAACAUAGUUGAGGAUUUCUAUCGUUUCUAACAGUCGUAAUAGUGUUUACGCAAAGAUAAAGGAAUUGUAGCUAGGAAACCUUAUUUACAUUAGCACUCGGUCGAUAGGAGCAUAAGGAAAAUAUCCAACCGAUUCUGGGGAACUGAAUGUACAUAUGAUCACGGAUGUAAUCCUGCCUUAUAUUUGGGUUUAUUUGUGUGAUAAUAGUACCAUAAGUCAAUAAAGAUUCCCAUUAUCAUGUA
Anopheles arabiensis is the source of this 1543-nucleotide messenger RNA. RefSeq lists its product as uncharacterized. The record is from RefSeq and is a predicted model, not a curated record. Bases 343 to 981 code for a protein of 212 amino acids. Lineage: Eukaryota; Metazoa; Arthropoda; Insecta; Diptera; Culicidae. The transcript is spliced from 4 exons.